CGGUUUACUCUUUACCCACGUGUUUUCUACAUUUGAGUAAAUUCUCUACAAUUACUCUUUACUAUACUUGUAAACGACCUCUUGACGUCCACAGUUCACAAGCUUUCCGUUGAAGUGCGGCCAGGCUAUUCGAAAAUUCACCAGAUAAUCAGUUUUCGACAAUGACUUUCAGGCUGAUGAAACAAUGAAAGAAUAGAGUACACGUUGCCAUAGUUGACAUGCCUUCGAUGAAAAAGUUGGAAAAGAUUGGACCAUGUACUGUUGAACCUCCUUUAGACAUUGCAAUCGAGGGUGGAGGUAAAAGUAAGGAAAAUAAUGAUUUGGCAGAAAAAAGGAGAGACCUGAAGAGGAAGAAACCAAAGGGAAAAGACGUGGAUUUUCUUACUAAAGAGUGGACUAAGGAGCAAGAGCUGGCAUUACAAAGAGCUUAUUAUUCUGCAAAAGCAACUCCUCAUUUCUGGAAGAAAGUCUCAAAGAUGGUGCCUGGGAAGUCCGCGCAAGAGUGCUUUGACAGGAUACAUUCAGAUCACAUGACCCCACCCCAACCCCGCCAACGUUCAAGGGUUAAGCAGGCAAUACCGUUUUUAUCUCCUCUCUGCUCAAGCAAAUUGCUUGAUCCGAUGAAUCCAAAACCAAAGAAACGCAUUUCAAAAAAAGCAGUGAGAGAGAUGCUGCAUAAGCAAUGCAAGGUAGAGAGGGAUACUAUGGAAAAGGACCUCUUCACUUUACUUGAGGAGGGGUCAACCACAGCAAAAACUCCUGAUGUUUUUCCAAGUGGCGACAGUUUUUACAUACUUACCCCUGAGUUGAAGUCAGAUCGCCCAAGUAACUUUUCGCAACUAAGUGACCUGGAGGCAAUCACUCUCUUUAGUCCUCCAGUUCUAAAGCCGAUUAAGAACAAAGCAUUGCAUGACAGAUACAUUGAUCAGUUGCUUUUCAGGGAGGCUAAGAGGAAGGCUGCAUUUUUAAGAAAGUCAAAGUGUUCACAAGGAAAUGGUGAAGAACACCAAAAGGUGGAAGCGACAACAAUUCAAGCCGCAAAGAAUGCUCUUUUCUUUAAUGCAAGAGAUGCUAUCAAGCAAUUUCAGAGUUUUCAAACAAAUCAGGUCCAAAAUGUCUUUAGUGAUGGGGAAGAUGGCGAUGAAGAUGGUUUUGGUUACAAUGAUGAUGACGAGUGAGUCUCGGGUGUAUACUGUUUUUAAUUUUAAACGAUUUUGUCUUGAUUCUCUGGUGUUACUAUAAAUUAAAUUGAAAUAUUUCCAUCUAUUGUACGGUUGUACCAUACGAAAUUUGUCUUAAACAAAUUAACAUAAGGUAGAUUCUAUGGUACCCACAAGGUAUCAUACCUUUGUCCACAUGGACCAA
This is a messenger RNA of Cuscuta epithymum, 1365 nucleotides long. The record is from the annotation of a GenBank genome assembly. Lineage: Eukaryota; Viridiplantae; Streptophyta; Magnoliopsida; Solanales; Convolvulaceae.